Molecule: messenger RNA, 747 nt
Organism: Dujonia railenensis
Lineage: Eukaryota; Fungi; Ascomycota; Pichiomycetes; Serinales; Debaryomycetaceae
Source: the annotation of a GenBank genome assembly
AUGCCAAAGUUAAUCUUAGUCAGACACGGACAAUCCGAAUGGAACGAAAAGAAUUUAUUCACUGGUUGGGUCGAUUGUCGUUUGUCAGAUGUCGGUGAAAAGGAAGCCAAGAGAGCCGGUGAAUUAAUCAAGGAAGCAGGGAUCAAGGCUGAUAUUCUUUACACCUCCAAGUUAUCCAGAGCUAUCCAAACUGCCAACAUUGCUCUUUCUGCUGCUGACCAAUUGUACAUCCCAGUCAAGAGAUCAUGGAGACUUAACGAAAGACACUACGGUGCCUUACAAGGUAAGGAUAAGGCUGAAACCUUGGAAACCUACGGUAAGGAGAAGUUCCAGAUCUGGAGAAGAUCUUUCGAUGUCCCACCUCCAACUAUCGAAGACGAUUCCAAGUUUUCUCAAGCUGGUGAUGAACGUUACAAUGACGUUGACCCAGCUGUCUUACCAAAGACCGAAUCCUUAAAGUUGGUCAUUGACAGAUUAUUACCAUACUGGCAAGAUGAAAUCGCCAAGGAUCUCUUGGACGACAAGGUUGUCUUGGUUGCCGCUCACGGUAACUCCUUGAGAGCUUUAGUUAAGCACUUGGACAAGAUCAGCGACGAAGAGAUUGCUGGUUUAAACAUCCCAACUGGUAUCCCAUUGGUCUACGAAUUGGACUCCAGUCUUCAACCAACCAAGCCAGCUUACUACUUGGACCCAGAAGCCGCUGCUGCUGGUGCCGCUGCCGUUGCUGCCCAAGGUGCAAAGAAAUAA